Arvicola amphibius (Eurasian water vole) is the source of this 2712-nucleotide messenger RNA. RefSeq names its product beta-galactosidase-1-like protein 2. The record is from RefSeq and is a predicted model, not a curated record. Gene Ontology annotation, cellular component: vacuole. Gene Ontology annotation, biological process: carbohydrate metabolic process. The transcript has 19 exons. Gene Ontology annotation, molecular function: beta-galactosidase activity. The coding region runs from base 30 to 1940 and encodes 636 amino acids. Lineage: Eukaryota; Metazoa; Chordata; Mammalia; Rodentia; Cricetidae.
CCCGGGUGUCUGCCCGCAGCGUUCGCGAGAUGCCCAAGUGGAGCCUGCGGCGGAGGCCGGGCCGCACACUCGGACUCGUGCUGCUGCUGUUCUUGAGCUUCCUGGUGCUCCGCAGGUUGAACUGGAGCACUCUGCUUCCUCUAUGGCUUCAGCAUCGGCGCCUGGGACUUCGAACAAAAGGCCCAGACUUUAUGCUGGAGGACUCCACUUUUCAGAUUUUUGGGGGAUCCAUACACUAUUUCCGUGUGCCCAGGGAAUACUGGAGGGACCGCCUGCUCAAAAUGAAAGCCUGUGGCUUGAAUACCCUUACCACCUAUGUGCCCUGGAACCUCCAUGAGCCAGAAAGAGGCAAAUUCAACUUCUCUGGGAACCUGGACCUGGAGGCCUUUAUCCAGCUGGCUGCGAAGAUUGGCCUGUGGGUGAUUCUGCGACCGGGGCCCUACAUCUGUAGUGAGAUUGACCUCGGGGGCUUGCCCAGUUGGCUCCUCCAAGACCCGAACAUGAAGCUGAGAACAACGUACCGUGGCUUCACUAAAGCAGUGGACCUUUAUUUUGACCACCUGAUGUCCAGGGUGGUGCCACUCCAGUAUAAGUAUGGGGGACCCAUCAUUGCUGUGCAAGUGGAGAAUGAAUAUGGUUCCUAUAACAAAGACCGUGCAUACAUGCCUUACAUCAAGAAGGCCUUGGAAGACCGUGGCAUUAUAGAGAUGCUCCUGACCUCAGACAACAAAGACGGCCUGGAAAAGGGAGUGGUUGACGGAGUGCUGGCCACAAUCAACUUGCAGUCACAACAGGAGCUGAAGGAACUGAACAGUGUUCUCUUAUCUAUACAGGGGAUUCAACCAAAGAUGGUGAUGGAGUACUGGACAGGGUGGUUUGACUCAUGGGGUGGCUCCCACAAUAUCUUGGAUUCCUCUGAGGUCUUGCAAACAGUGUCUGCUAUCAUCAAAGCUGGCUCCUCCAUCAAUUUGUACAUGUUCCACGGAGGCACAAAUUUUGGCUUCAUAAAUGGAGCCAUGCAUUUUAAUGACUACAAGGCUGAUGUCACCAGCUAUGACUAUGAUGCUGUAUUGACAGAGGCUGGAGAUUAUACUGCCAAAUACACCAAGCUUCGAAACCUCUUUGGAACCUUCUCAGGUAUCCCUCCACCUCCUCCACCUGAACUUACUCUUAAGAUGAUCUAUGAGCCAAUGAGGCCAUCUUUCUACCUCUCACUGUGGGAUGCUAUCCUGCUCUUGGAUGACCCAGUCCAGUCUGAGACUCCCAUCAACAUGGAGAACCUGCCAGUAAACAACGGUAAUGGGCAGGCCUUUGGGUACAUCCUGUACGAGACCACCAUCUUUUCAUCUGGAGUCCUCAGUGGCCUUGUGCGUGACCGGGGGCAGGUCUUUUUGAACAGGGUAUCCAUAGGAUUCUUGGACUAUAAAACAACGAAGAUUACUAUCCCCUUGACCCAGGGUCACACCAUGCUGAGGAUCUUGGUGGAAAAUUGUGGGCGAGUCAACUAUGGGGAUAAUAUUGACACUCAGCGAAAAGGUUUAAUUGGAAAUCUCUAUCUGGAUAAUAAUCCUCUGAAAAACUUCAAAAUCUACAGCCUGGAUAUGACAAAGCCGUUCUUACAGAGGCUCAUCAUGGACAAGUGGAGUUUCAUUCCCAAAGAGCCCAGCUUUCCUGCUUUCUUCCUGGGUGCCUUGUCAGUGGGCAUUUACCCCUCUGACACAUUUCUGAAGCUAGAGGGCUGGGUGAAGGGGGUUGUAUUCGUCAAUGAUCAAAACCUUGGACGCUACUGGAACAUAGGACCUCAGGAGACUCUCUACCUCCCAGGUGUCUGGCUAGAGAAAGGACUCAACAAGGUCAUCAUCUUCGAGGAGACAAUGGCAGGCUCCGUGGUACAGUCUACUGAUACCCCCUACCUGGGCAGGAACCAGUAUGUUAACUGAACAACAGUCCCAGCCUUCCUGCUGUGGUUGGCAGUGUCCUUCCGUCCUCUGCUACAGGAGGGUCUUCAUACCUAGCAACCUCAGGGAACAAAGGGCUAUAGUCAACUCAAUCCAAAAUCCUAAACAUGAGGGGACUACAGAGGAGAUGGGUAGCAUUUUCUAGGAUACCCUCAUACUGAAAUGGCUUCUCUCCUGGUUUUGUGGUUGAGUCCCUUUCUGCUCCCCCAAUCUUUCUGGGGAGGCCGUAGAGCUAUCUCCGAAGGUGGAGUAUGUAGUUGGAGCACCUGCAAAGAAGGUGCUGAAGCUGGGUGUUUAUUGCCCUCUUCUGGAAGUGAAAGCCUCAUCAGGCCAACCUGCAGGAUACAGGAAGGCUUUUUAAACAUCCUAGGAGGGCAUGGCCACAUCCUGUAGUUCCGCUUUCUGCUCCUGAAUUUCCACUGUUUGUAGAGCAAAGAGAAAGCAUGUCUUACUUGAGUCAACUUGAUUUACGUUUCAACUUUCCUCAGCUAGUUCUGGGGUUCUGGAAGAAACAUACAUCUUUUCCUUUUCAUUCUGUCUCUUAUGACAUUGAAUCAGUUGAUAAGCUGAGCUUAAGAGAAAUAGACAUGUUCAGUACUUAUCUUCCUAAGUUAAGAGAGCAUUUGCUAUUGUUCUGGGUAAGGAGAGUCACCAAAGAGGAACAGCUUCACCGGGGCGGGGGAGCUGGGAAUUUUGGCAGAAACCACCUCAUAUCCAUGCUUUUUGGGAGAGAAUGGCAGAAGGUUCAGCUAAG